Molecule: messenger RNA, 1356 nt
Organism: Suillus bovinus
Lineage: Eukaryota; Fungi; Basidiomycota; Agaricomycetes; Boletales; Suillaceae
Exons: 7
Coding region: 113-958 (281 amino acids)
Source: RefSeq, a predicted model, not a curated record
UCGUAUCAUGCAGCGGCAGUAAUUGAGCAUGCUAUAAUAGCCACUCCGCAGCCCAGUACUGGGCGCAACUCAUGCGCAGUUUCAUUGUGCUCGGGGUCCACGUCCCUUGGUAAUGUUAAAUGAACAGCUGACUCUUGAAUGCACCGCUGUCAAAAUCAUGAUACUGCAGAGCAAAGAAGAACCGCAGCUACAUACCGCUAAUCAUGACCCUCCGCCAUACAGUGGUUUCGAAACUUUCGAGUCAGGUUCUGUUGACACGAUAGGGCUCGCCGAUCAUGAUGCUCCCAUAAUGAAGGCCAUUCGGCUGGAAAGGCGCCAUGAGUCGAUAUCCGGAAAGUACAUCAUUGACCCUGAUGAGUCAAGAGAUGAGCCAUCCGUUCUACAAGGCUUUGCAGCCAGGCACAGUGACCUAGUAGGACUAAGGAAUGCAGCCGGAUUUCACUCUGCAGCGCCGCAUGCCGUCUUUCGCAAUCGGUUCGGAUCCAUCUUUCUGAAUCUAGCAACCAAAGGAUCGUCAGAACAAUGCCAUCGGACAAUAGUUGACGUUUCGACCCGCCAUGGGGAUAUUGCCGUUAACUUGAGUUCUGUACAUCCUGGUAAACGCAUCACGCUAAAGGUAACUUCCCGAAGAGGCAAGAUGGUAAUACUGCUUCCGCCAACUUUUUGCGGGGACGUGCAGAUACACGGUAGCAAAUUGGGUGGUUAUGACAUUCUUCCAGGACUGUCCAGCAGCAUCCGCAGCAUGAGCGGGGAGAAGAGAAGCACCUUGUUACUCAUCGGUGACAAUGACAAUACUUCAAACACUGAAAGGAGUAAAUCCAUGGAUCACUGUUUUCUCUCCUCGCGCCACGGAAGGAUUGUCCUAGGUUUGAGCGGGCAAGACAGCAUGCCUACACCAGGAGAGGAUAACAUUUGGAGAAAAAUGGGUUCCUUUUUCCGCGGUGGUGAAAGUUCUUGAGAUUGUGUAGAUACACACUAAGUAUCAGAUGAACGUGAGCAAUCAUACGCGUAGACUUACCUAACUCCGAUGCUACCGGAGUAUGGAUCUCACUCUAUUCCGCGUUCGAUAUGCACCAACUGUCAAGCGCCGAAUAGUUGAUAAACUCAUGUUACCAAGGACCCCAUUUAGUGACCCCCCACCCCACUCUUCGCUACCACUUUAUCGCUAUCCAUCUGAUGUCCUUAGACGCCUCUGAUGUCAAUCACCAUAGCGGCGGGUGCCUCUCUCUAAGACGCUUGUUCAAGCUUAAACCUCAACGCAUACCUAAGAGUUUCACCACACAGACGAACUCAUCCCAUAUAUGUGAUCAGACGCGAAAGGCAUCUAAUUCAGACAGGGACGCUGAUAUCACUGAU